GGGGAAAAACAGCUUUUGAUUUGUUAGAUUUCCGAAGUAAUUCCUGGUAAACUUUUUUUUUUAAAUUGAGCGUCAUCUCAAUUGUCAAGAAAUCAUAAACUAAAACGCAAAUGUAUAAAAAUUAGAAAGGGGAAAUAAAAAGUCGUAUUUCCCUUGUUCGUCCUGGGAUCGGUGUUAGUAUCGAGAUGAUUGAGUGCCGCGAGGAGGGGAGAACGGAAUCGAUUCCAAGACCGGCUUCGCCCUUGACAAAGCCCAUCUGCGAGUGCGAAACGUGAGUGCGCCACCCAAUUCAGUCGGCUGUGAGAUUGUCAUGUGUGAGGUGCUCGUCGGGUGAAGGUUCAAUUACUUUUUAUUUUUUUUUAUUUUUUAAAAAAGAAAUUCACAGAAAUAAAAAAUAAAACUAAGGCGGAUUCCCGGUCGAUCUCUCCCCCAAACCCCCGUCAAUCGUUCGAGGCAGAUAACAAUUUAGAUAAUAUAUAAUUAACAAAAAGAAAGAAAGAAAAUGGCAAAUCUAAGACAAACCCCGUUGACCUGUAGUGGACACACCCGACCAGUCGUUCAUCUUGCGUUUAGUGAUAUUACAGAAAGCUCAUACUUGCUGAUUUCGGCGAGCAAAGAUGGGAAACCCAUGUUGCGGCAGGGCGACACAGGAGAUUGGAUUGGAACGUUCGAGGGGCACAAAGGAGCCGUCUGGGGGGUCGCGAUCAACAAGGAAGCGACGAAGGCGGCCUCAGGAGCAGCGGACUUCAACGCGAAGAUUUGGGACGCUUUAACAGGUGGCGAGCUCCUUUCCAUACCUCAUAAACAUAUAGUCAAAAGCGUACAUUUUUCGACCGACAGCACUCACUUAGCAACUGGAAGCAAUGAAAAACUUUUGAGGAUAUGGGACCUUAACAAACCGUUCACAGCUGUACAGGAGUUUGCCGGACAUACUGGUGGAAUUAGGCAGAUGUAUUAUUUCCGAAAUGACACAAGACUUGUUUCUUGCUCAGAUGAUAAGACUGUACGAGUGUGGGACGUUUCCUCAGGCAAGGAAGUGGAAAAACUCGAAUUCCAGUCUGUGCCAAACAGUAUUGAAGUAUCUCCAGAUGGCCAGGUUAUAACUGUAGUUUCCGGCUAUAACGUCAGCUUCUGGGAUUCUGAAAGUCUCACAAAAAUAAACGAAUUUACCGUCCCGACUCCGGUCAAUUCUGCAUCUUUGCAUAUGGACAAAACCAUUUUUGUUUGUGGAGGUGACGAUUUCAAAAUGUAUAAAAUGGAUUAUAAAACAGGACAAGAAAUAGAAUCUUUCAAAGGCCACUUUGGACCGGUGCAUUGUGUAAGAUUCUCCCCUGACGGUGAGCUUUAUGCAUCUGGCUCUGAGGACGGAACUCUCAGGCUUUGGCAAACGACUGUCGGGAAGACAUACGGGCUGUGGAAAUGUAUCGAAAGCACCAACAACACGACAACGAACAACAGUGAUCAGCAGAACAACAUACAACAGAGUACACUUCAGGAAGUCGUUGCAAACUGAAUUAUUUACCGUUUUGAAACCACCUUGUUGGAGUUAUGUAUUUUCUGUUCAAUGGCAUUCUACCACUCACUAUUUCUUCCUAUCCUAUCUCCACUAUCGUUCUCUGUAAUUCUCCUCUCCCCCUCCCUUCCCCUCAUAGUUCUUUCCUUUAUUGUUAAACCCAUUUGGCUGGAUUCUUUGAUUUAGCGAAAAACGGGCCGAGUUGUCCUCCCCUGAUCAUGCAUUUAUUGUAUAAGAGCUGAUUAUAUCAUCUGUACGCAAAU
Molecule: messenger RNA, 1776 nt
Organism: Cimex lectularius (bed bug)
Lineage: Eukaryota; Metazoa; Arthropoda; Insecta; Hemiptera; Cimicidae
Gene: wmd
Product: serine-threonine kinase receptor-associated protein
Exons: 7
Coding region: 503-1513 (336 amino acids)
Biological process (GO): spliceosomal snRNP assembly
Cellular component (GO): SMN complex
Molecular function (GO): RNA binding; protein binding
Source: RefSeq, a predicted model, not a curated record